AUGGCCGUCGCUGGCGAGGAGGCCGGCCUGACUAAUCGUCAUCUAUAUACCCUAGACCUUGUGGGUUUCGGGCGUCGCAAGCUCUUGGACCGCGGCGUGGUUCUAUCGCUCACCGAGGACGUUGACGAGGAUGCGUACAAUAUUAUCUGCGUCGACGGCUCACGAGUGACCAAGAAGGCCAGCGAAAUUCUCGGCAUCUUUGACAGAACCUUUGUGCACGUCGGACAGAUCGUCGGGUCGGUGUCCGACUACGGCGGGCUCAGCCUUGGGGACUACGUCGUGUCCGGGCAGUGGCUGGGGCGGGUGGCCGAGGUGUCUCUGGACGUGGAGGUCUCGUUCGACGACGGCGCUGUCAUGAUCUAUAGAGUCGCCGACGCGGGGUCGGAGGAGCUCCGACCGCACAAGCGGCGUGUCGUCUUCCCCGAAACGAACACCGGCUUCUACCCAGGCAGGCGCGUGUUCACCGGCGGCGACUCCUCGGACCGCAAAGAAGGCAAGGUGACCAAGGUGGAGAUGGCUGACGUUCUUGUCUACUGGAUCGCGUCUGCCGCGGGACACGGCAUGGAGUUGGCCCCUCCGGCAAACCAGAAUCCUGGCAAUCUGACCUUUUUCUGCUCCGCGCCAAGAUGCGUCUGGAGUCUUGGCGACCGCUGCUUUCUUGAUACAGAUAUAAAUAACCUGCAAAAUGAGCAACGGUCGCCGGCGUGGACACCCGCCACCAUGACCGUCUCCCUCACCACCAGCUCUAUCGAGGUGCUGUGGCAGGACGGCAAGCGACAGAAUAUGGCACACUCAUCAGCUGUCUACCCCGUCCUGUUCCGGAGCGAGCUCGAUUUUCUCCCAGGGCAGUACGUUGUUGACAACUCUCCUGAUGAUGACAACAUUAUCUAUGCUGCUGCGGUUGAUGGUACCGAAGAAGAAGAAGAAGAAUACGCCGUGGGUACUCCUGCUUGCCGUGGAUCAAAGAGGCGCGUCGGCGUCGUGAGAAGCUUAAAUUCCAAAGAGCAAAUAGUAGAAGUAUCGUGGUUCAAGGCGGGGUCUGAGAGCAGCUGGGAGGUGGAGUGCGACAACACCGUAAGUGCGUACGAUUUGGCAAUGGACCUUGAACACUCUAUUUUCUAUGGAGACGUCGUCGUCCGUCUACUACCAGACGUAAGCGGAAGUGCACCACUAGUGCAGCAACCAGUACGGGUGAAGAGCGCCCCAGCUGAUCUUUCAUGGGUCGGACGCGUUGUUGACCUUCAUCGCGGGCAUGUCCAAGUCAAGUGGGGUGACGGCAGCACAACAAUGGUUAUGAUGUCUCAGGUAUUACCCCAUGAGAUCAGUAUCGCCAACAAAAUACACUUUACGCAACUACGGGCUGAAAUGGGCCUCAAUAAUUGGUUGGAGGAAGGUGUCGAUGCUCCUCAAGAAUCGGAUGUUGUCAACACGGACAAUGAUCAAAAUGAUCCAGCAGAUGCUACAAACGUCCAAGGCAACAUGGUUCAAGGCAGUGACGGCUCUAUGAAUGAAUUAGAUGGCUCUGUUUGUGGCAAUAUGACGGAGACAAGAAUCGGGGAAAUUUUAGAUGACAAUAGCGACGAUGUGGUCAUCAAUACUACAUAUGCCACUAGAGAAGAUGAUCCUUCUAAAUGGUCACACUUUGAUGUAGUGAAGAGCCCUCAAGAUCACCAUUACCUUGACACCAUUGAACAGGGCGGCGGCGGAAACAGCUGGGUCAAAGCCGUGCAGACGGAGUGGAAAAUACUUAUGAACGACUUACCAGACACUAUUUACGUGCGUGCGUUUGAGGACCGGAUGGACCUCCUCCGGGCGGUGAUGCUUGGCGCGAGCGGGACGCCAUACCAGGACGGGCUCUUCUUCUUCGACCUCCAGCUGCCGCUGUCCUACCCGACUAUGCCACCACAGGCAUACUACCACUCGUUCGGCCUACGUCUCAAUCCCAACCUCUAUGAAUCUGGCACGGUCUGCCUCAGCCUGCUAGGUACGUUUGGCGGCGAGGGCACCGAGGUAUGGUUGCCGGGGACAUCGAGCCUCCUCCAGGUCCUCGUCUCAAUCCAGGGGCUCGUCCUCAACGACCAACCAUACUACAAUGAGCCUGCGUAUGAGACCUUUGUUGGUACACUGGUGGGACAACGCAACGCGCUGCCCUAUGGCGAGAACGCUUACCUGCUUAACCUCCGGACAAUGCUCUACCUGUUGCGCCGACCACCACAAGGAUUUGAAGAGUUCGUGAAGGAUCACUUCCGUCGCAGGGGGAGAUUUGUUCUCAAAACAUGCGAGGCAUGCCUUCAAGGAUGCGCCAUUGGCACGCUCGCCGGUGAUGCUCACGUCACCAAGGCAGACAAGGAGCAGCCAUGCUCGGCUGGGUUAAAGCUUGCACUCAGUAACUUAGUGCCAAGACUUGUGGCAGCCUUCAUGGAUAUUGGUGCGGAGGGGUGUGAUGGCUUCCAGCUCCGCGAGCCUCGUGAACAUGUGAUGUUAGGCUGGAUUUCUAUGUUUUAA
Lolium perenne is the source of this 2505-nucleotide messenger RNA. RefSeq names its product probable ubiquitin-conjugating enzyme E2 23. The record is from RefSeq and is a predicted model, not a curated record. Lineage: Eukaryota; Viridiplantae; Streptophyta; Magnoliopsida; Poales; Poaceae. Gene Ontology annotation, molecular function: ubiquitin conjugating enzyme activity.